Molecule: messenger RNA, 2662 nt
Organism: Desarmillaria tabescens
Lineage: Eukaryota; Fungi; Basidiomycota; Agaricomycetes; Agaricales; Physalacriaceae
Product: fungal-specific transcription factor domain-containing protein
Exons: 13
Coding region: 195-2552 (785 amino acids)
Biological process (GO): regulation of DNA-templated transcription; DNA-templated transcription
Cellular component (GO): nucleus
Molecular function (GO): transcription cis-regulatory region binding; zinc ion binding; DNA-binding transcription factor activity, RNA polymerase II-specific
Source: RefSeq, a predicted model, not a curated record
AGCUCCUGCUGCUUUUUCUCCCCACCCUUCUCUCUUGCUCUUGACUUCCAUCUUCUCUUCAUCCCGCUUGCCUCCUGCCGUCUUGCCCGUCCCUUUUAUUCGUCCUCAUCGUGCUCCUCGUCGACCACAGUCCUUUCCCCGUCGUUGCCAAUCGAAACCCCGGUCUACAAUACGGUCUCCAACACGGUGACAAAAUGGAUCUCCAGCCCGACAACUUGUCCGAAUCAAAGACUGGCCCCAAGCCUCCUGUAGUGCGUGGUGCCAGGGCCUGUACGACAUGUCGUGCCGCAAAGAUGAAGUGUGUCGGUGCAGAGGACGGUCAAAAACAGUGUCAGCGUUGCAAACGUGCCAACGUAGAAUGCAUUUUUGAAAAGCAUAGGCGGGGUCGGAAGCCAGGUUCCAAACUUUCAGAGGCCUCGAAAAUGCUCCGUCGUCUCGAAAAGGGUCUCAUCAACGCGAAGCGAAAGUCCCAGUCUUCAGAGUCCAACAUGCUGCCGCCAUUCCCUGAAUCUGGUCAUAAUGGUUCUACCGAGUCGUCUUUUAACGGUGUCCUUCGUGGAGAUCCGUACACAUCUCCUGGCACUCAUUUCCCGUCUAACGAGCUCCCUCCACUGAAUCUCCCACAUUACGCAAACGGUCCGGAUUAUCCCACGUCAAGCAGCAGCACCCGAACCGUGGACAUGGACGACGACGAUGAUGACCCUGAUCGCAACAACGAGGCACUCUUUCCAGCCAAGAUGAUUCGGAAGGAAAAUCAAAGGAAUUCCUUUUUCCGCACUAUUCUCAAUCCGGAGGAUGAAAACGUCGCGGGCCAGACUCCUACCCGUGGCGCUUCAUUCAGCCCACCUCAGUCGCGCAUGACCCCCGUCUCUCCGGGACUCAAUGACCCAAUCUCAGCUGGCAUCAUUGAUGAAGAGGAAGCCAAAGUCCUCUUCGACGCUCUCUUCAUCAGGCUCAAUCCUUUCAUCAAUUUGUUUGACCCUGCCCUGCACUCGGUGACCUAUGUUCGGUCAAGAUGCCCUUUCCUGUUUAGUACCCUAAUCAUGGCCGCGUGCCGGUUCUUCAGACCCGAAUUAUUUAAACAAUGCCAAAAGAUCGCAAACGAUUAUGCCGUUCAAGCAUUUGCCCAGGCUUGGAAGAGCGUGGAGGUCGUGCAGGCUUUCUGUUGCCUCACCUAUUGGCGAGAUCCAGAUGAUAAUCGCACUUGGACUUAUAUCGGAUAUGCUUGCCGAAUGGCCAUAGAACUGGGGCUCAAUCGCUACGUUCCGGUGUCACCGCCCCAUGAAACGGAGUUCCAGAUGCGUGAACGUAGAAACCGAGAGCGUACAUACCUUGUGUUGUUUGUUCACGAUCGGAGCCUCAGCACACAGACUGGAAGGAGCUGGAUGCUUCCGGAGGACGCAUUGGUUCGUCAUUCUUCAACAUGGCACGAACAAGGCGGCAGCACCAUACGGCCCGAAGACGUGAUUGUCUCUGCUUUUGUUCAAUUGCGCCAUAUUGCUGCUGAGACAACCGACAUCUUUCAUACUUCCAAGGCCGAUAAUCCUCAUGGCAUCCAAAAUGAUAUCAAGUAUGAGGUCGUCCUCCGUAACUGUAACAACAAACUCUCGCAAUGGAUGGACACAUGGCAGCGGGAAAUGCACCGAGCUGGCGGUGAAUCAUUCCAUUUCUCGUUCUUGAGUCUGUUCAGGCUGUAUAUCAGGCUGUUCUUGAACAGCUUUGGGAUUCAGGAUUCCGUUGCUUCCGGUGGUCGCUCUAGUCCUAGCGUGCAAGCGCUAUCUACAUGUUACACCAGUGCCAUGGACGCCUUACGUAUUCUUUCACAAGAUUUUGCUGACAUGAGCAUGCUUCGCUACGGUCAGGACACAAUUACGAUCAUGUCUGCGUAUUCUGCAGUCUUUCUGCUCAAGCUUUUACGAAGCUCCAGCACCUAUCCGCAAUUGCAUGACGGGGCUGCUUCGGAGAUUCAUGCCAUUAUAUCAAAAACAGCUGAUUCGUAUCACGAGGCGUCUACUCUUUCUCCCGCGUCAACUCUGGCAGCUUACCAUGCCCGGUUCCUGCGAAGUCUAUUGACAAAUGAUCUAUUUAAUGCUCGAAGGGCCGAGAAGGGAAGAUACGAGACACCGAUUGAUCCUCGGCUUCAAGACUCGCCGACUACCAUUCAGACCCCCCCUCAGGGAUAUCCCCCUAGUUCAUCACAUGAACAAAAUUUCCACUUUCCCGCAUCUCCCCAUCUUCCGGCACAUCCAGUGACGCAAGAUUCUCAUUAUGCCUCUUCCGAGGUUAUGCGACCAGGCAGCAAUGCUAGUGCAUCGUCCAAUGGGAGCUAUCAUCCAUCCUACAUUGGAGGGCAGCAUACUGCGGAGCUAGAUGCGCAGUACUGGAAGAAUAUGUUUCUCGAUCUAGGGUUCGGCGGAAAUGUUGAGCAAGCCGGUCCGCCCUCUCAAGCUCAAGCUUCAGGGCACAGCAAUGGCGACUUACGUUCCUCGUACGAUGUUCGUCACCAACACCAAGCGUACCAUAUUACUCAAUCCUCUCAUCCAAGCUACUGAAUUGAUUUGACGCUGUGUCGCUUUGUUUCCAUCUUGAUCUUGUUAUAUUAAGUGUUGUAUAGUACUUUUUUCGUACCGCCUGUCUAACCAACCAUCUGUUGAACUGCAUA